AUGAUGGAGUUCCGCCCGAUGGACCCCAAAAAGGGGCCACACCCGGUCUUAGGCGACGGCGGUGGCAUGUUCUCCAUUCCAAGCUUUCCCUCGGACGCGCAUCCCGACGCCAUGGACGACAGUCCCGCGAUUCUACGUCCAGGAUCAUCCGUAGCCAUGCUACGAGGCCAGCGCAUGUCGGAAGAGGUCGGCCAGCCUUCGUGGUACGAAGAGGAAGCCGUGUCCAAGCGUCUGAGUUGCUGCCAGAUCAUCCGCUUGGUCUUCGACUCAUUGCUGCUUCUUGCGGCUGUGGGUGGCGUGGUACUGGCCGCCUACAUGCCCGUGGACAUCGAGCGUGGAGAACGUCACGGAGGCGCGCUGCCUUACGUAUAUGCAGUGUUUGUGGCUAUCGCAGGCUACGAGUUCGCGUGGUUAGCGUAUCGAGUGCGUCUCAAGCUCUUUAUGCCUUUCAAGCUGCACGAGAAGCAGACGUCGAGAGAGAUGUACAGACAGAUCAUCGCCUACGCUGUGGACGAGGAGACGGCAGCCGUCACCUCAAUAGCUGAGAAGUUGUGCUGCAGCAGUAAAGUUUUUGCAGCGCUGGUGCUGUCAGCCUUGACAUCAGGGGCUGCAGUGGGGCUAUGCUUUGUGCCUGGAAGUACUCAAAUGCCGAUGAUUUACGUUGGAGUAAGCGCAUUCGUCGGCAUGCUCUCAGCUGCUUUAGCACCCAAUGUACCCACGGCGCUGUGUGUGCUGAUCCGGUAUGCCUACUUCUUCCUUGGCAAUGGAAGUGGCUCAGUAGACGACUACAACGGCGAUUUGGACAGCCGACACGCCAUGGAUAAAUAUCUGGCAGUGGCGGUGGAGUCGUACUCGUUACUGCUGCUGGGUGUGUGUCUGUUGCUCGUCACCCGCGCCGUGACAAGCAAAGACGCGGUGGAAUCGGCGCUGAUGAUCGUCCUGGAUGUCACCGGUUUGCUGUACUUGAGCUGUUCUGCCGCCGUGCUCGAGCUAUUCGAGCAAUCGACGCGCGUCCGUGCCAGCGGUGCAUUGGCUGGUUUCUUUGUCAUCGUGUGGAGUUCGGAGCUGGGCGCGUCCCUCACGGCUCGACUCCUCAAAGCCAUGCAGUUCCCGUGGAUGCAUCCGCUGUCAAAGCACGUGUCGUCGCAGCAGAACGUCGAAAAAAUGAUUGGAGCUAUCGGCUUUGCUGUCGGUGCUGCAAUUUUCGCGUCGAAGUACGUGGACUUCGACAUGGAUAUCGUAUUUGUCGCACUGAUAAGUGCCGGAGCGGUCAUGUGUGCCCAUGUUGGUAAACUCUUUCUGUUAAGCCUCAAGAAGAUCGCCAAGGUCUCCGCCACAGGCUCGUAUCUGCGUGUAGGCGGCGGCGUCCUCGACCGCCUCGAUACGCUUCUCUUUAUGGCCGUAGUGUUCGCUCCUUUCUUCCAACGUGCUGUCUACAACCAACCGCAGUGGUGACCAAGUGAAGUUACCAAGGCUUCAAUAUAUUUAACGAAUGUGAUCAUUGUUCAGUUUCG
Molecule: messenger RNA, 1514 nt
Organism: Phytophthora infestans T30-4
Lineage: Eukaryota; Oomycota; Peronosporomycetes; Peronosporales; Peronosporaceae
Exons: 2
Coding region: 1-1455 (484 amino acids)
Biological process (GO): CDP-diacylglycerol biosynthetic process
Cellular component (GO): plasma membrane
Molecular function (GO): phosphatidate cytidylyltransferase activity
Source: RefSeq, a predicted model, not a curated record